Messenger RNA from Medioppia subpectinata, 1527 nucleotides. The record is from the annotation of a GenBank genome assembly. NCBI's taxonomy places the organism in Eukaryota, Metazoa, Arthropoda, Arachnida, Sarcoptiformes, Oppiidae.
AUGAAUAUCUAUUGUGGCAAACCAUGUGCUGAGCGCAAGAUCACGGGCGCCGACAGUGUCUGCGUCUGUAACCAAACCUAUUGCGAUGACUUUCCGGCGCUAAUCCUACCCAAGACUGGCCACGCGUUGGUCUACGAGAGCGGCAAAAGUGGUCAACGCUUUCGGGAAACUCAACUCAAACUGAACGCCCGGCCACUAAUGAGAAGCGCCAAAGAGUCGCAGACCAUAACCAUAGACCGGAACCAGAGUUACCAGAGUAUUAUCGGUUUUGGCGGCGCCUUCACCGACGAGUUCGGUAUGGUUUUGAAUGCUGUGCCCAACGAGUUGUCCGCGUAUUUGAUGGAAAGUUAUUUCGGGAAAAACGGUAUCGAAUACAAUAUGGGAAGACUACCCGUGGCCUCCACUGACUACUCCGCCCAUUACUAUACAUACGACGAUAACGUUGACGAUAAACAGCUGACAAAAUUCGCCCUGGCCAAGGAGGACCUGGAGCUCAAGAUCCCACACUUGAAAACAGCGCAGAGGUUAUGCACAGCACCGCUCAAAUUGUUUGGCAGCGCGUGGGCGGCACCCGAUUGGAUGAAAACCGGCCCCAAAGACAAGUCGCCGAACCAACUGAAAGGCGAGACCGGCGGCGAGUAUUACGAUAUUUGGGCCAAAUAUCUGGUGAAAUUUUUGGACGUAUACGCGGCCCAGAAUAUAAGCAUAUGGGGUCUGACCACACAAAACGAGCCGACGUGGGGCCGACAGUUCAUACCCAACGACCUGUUCUUUGAUCCCGAAAUGCAAAGAGUAUUUGUGGCCAAAAACUUGGGCCCACUUUUGCACAAAAGUGGCUACACUUCGGACAAACUUAAACUCAUGAUAUUUGACGACAACGUGUGGCGCAACACGAGUUGGCACAACACUUUGCAACAGUUUGCGGACACAGUGUUAGCUGACAGGGAGGCCGAGAAGUACGUGUCGGGCAUCGCCUAUCACUGGUACGAGAGCUCCACCGGCGACGAGUAUCCCGAUGUGGUGUUGGAUGCGGUGCACGAAAAGCAUGGCGAUAGGUUUAUGUUGAUGACCGAGGCCUGUCAUCUGUCCGGCCUCGGCAAUGGGCGCUGGGAUUUUGGCGAGCAUUACGCGCAUGAUAUUAUUAGGGAUUUAAAUCACUGGACAACCGGUUGGGUGGAGUGGAAUAUGGCUCUGGGCCUGAAUGGCUGUCCCCGUUGCGGACCCAAUCAGUGCGGAACCGCUAUUGUUGUGGACAUUGAAAAACGGGAGGCCUAUAAACAGCCCACUUUCUACACGAUCGGACACUUUAGCAAAUUUUUGCCCCCAAAUAGUGUCAGAAUCGGUCAUAAAUUGGAUAAAACGGUAAAUAAUUUGUUUGUGUUAACAAUGAAACGGACGGACAAUGCGAUAGUAGUUGUGGUUCUCAAUCAAAAUGAUAGCGAAAUUGAUUUACAAAUUGUUGAUUCAAACAAUCGUUUAAAUCAUACAAUACCUCAACGAUCGAUACAAACAUUUAUUUGGCAAUAA